CUUUGUACAUUAUGUGAUGACUGACAGGAUGCUGGUGGUCUUUAAAAAGAAAUGUGACCUUCUGAAGAACUCUUUCUAGGUCACAGGCAAUCCUUUGCCUCAUAUGCAGAUGAUAUGCAACACUGACCUAUUGAAGAGUCUGAAACUUACAGGAAAGCAAGUUUGGAUUUGUUUUAGUACAUCAAUGGAUGUGUGAUUGACUGCAUGAAAAACUGCACUAAAGCUUUUAACCAAAUUCUCAAACCAAGGAAAGGCACAGUUUACUCCCAAAUUACAACUAUUCAUUAUUUCCUUUCUUCUAUGGAACAAAAGAUUGGUUUUAAAGAAUCUUCACACAGGCCUUUUUAUACAAAAUCACAGUUUGUUAGGGCUGGUUCGGCUACAAAUAUUAAAAAGCCCCAUAAAUGUAGUCCAUAUUAAUCCAAAUUGUGAUUGAAUAAUUCAGUCCAGUCUAUUGAAAAGACCCCAUGUAUUUGUAUUUACUGAUCCUAUUAUUAAUAAAUUUAUUUAUUAAUCAGUUAUUAAAAAUGAACUUUUUUAUUGUUACAGAAAAAAAAAAAACAUUAAAUUUGAAACGCAUGAGGGUUAAUGUAAAUUACAAAAUUCUCAUUAUGGGCUAAAGAGUUUCUUUAAGAAGUAAAUCAUAAAUCUUAUACUGUAAAUCUUUUAUUCGUAUGCUACACUUAUAAUUGCGAGAGCAGUUCUUGCUUGCAAGUGCAAAGAAAAAAAAAUCAAGAUGUAUGGUUUCCUGUCCAUGAUGUCACUAUUAUACCCUCUUCAGAUACGACUUUAUGCACAUUGGUUUGCCACAACUGCAUAUGAAUGCUGAUAUACCGACCAUAAAAUUCAUAAUAAUCCAUCCUGUGCAUGAGAGAAAGGAAGAAAGGAUCAGAGACAGAGAAUGAGAGAGAUAGACAGACGUCUUGUGUGUGUGUGUGUGUGUGUGUGUGUGCACGUAAGUGUGGGUGGGAAGUCUUAACCACACUGAAGGACCUUUUUAAAACUGAUGCUCAGCAACAACCUUUUCAAGACAUACUCUCUCGUCACUCACACCUUCACACACACCUCUGAGCUCUGCAGACAUGAGCAGUAACUCUGGCCAUCCGUCCCCGCCGGUGUUCGUGGUGGAUUCUGACAGAGGUCACCCUAAACAACAUCGGUAUUACCAUCAGCAGAUGCCCAGACAUGCAGAGCCACAGCUGGUGCCCUGCUGGACGUUCCCCCCUGCCCGAGCUGAGAUGAAGAGAAGGGGCUGGGGGGGGAUGAAUGCUGGGAUGGCUUGGGUACUCACAUUGAUACUCCUGAUGGUUUUUGCAGCCCUGGGACUGGGAGCCUAUCAGAUCCAGAGGUUACAGACUGAAGUGCAACAGCUGUCACAGGGAAUGCCCGCACAAAUGCAGAGCAUCGCUCCACAGAGACAAGUUGGCCUGAAUCCUGCUGAGCUGAACAGGAAGAAACAAAAAUCUGCUGCACACUUGAUAGGCCGUGCAGAACAGAGCACAGCAUCUGGCAUUCUGAAGUGGGAAGCAAAAUACGGCGAGGCCUUCACAGAAGGCGUCAAGUACAUCAACGGCGGCCUUCAGGUCAACGAGACCGGUCUGUACUUCGUUUACUCCCGUGUGGAGUUUUUCUCACGCACAUGCCACCCCAAAGACUUUUACGUUCACACAAUGCAUCUGCAGAGAAACAGCCACAACCGGACGAUCAUGGAAGAUCACCGAGAGGGCUUCUGUUCCGCGGUGAGCGGACAGUCGUGGAUGACCGGGAGUCACAUAGCCUCGCUUCAGCAUCUCAAGGAAACCGACUGGCUGUUUGUCAAUGUCUCACAUCUCAAACUGCUCAGCAAAAAUUAUCACAACAACUAUUUUGGCCUCUUCAAGAUUCACUGAUCAGUUAGGGGAUGCUUGGGACACGAUUGCGGGUUCAGAUGAAGAGGUCAGCAGUCUCUGGACUACUCUGAGAUCCUCAGAGCUUCAUUGCAAUGCAAUCUGUCUGCUUGGCAUUGUCAAAUCACAUUUGAUUUUGAAUGUAUCGGUUGCCUGUGGCUGUUAAGUUCUUUUGGAAGGUUGUGCAGAAGAGUUUCCGAUUGGACGAACACUAAUAUGCUUCUGUAUCAGGAGAAAGUAGAUUCAAUCCAAAUAUUUAUUUUCUUUAAAAGUAUGAUUGUAUAUUAAUAUGAGUAAUAUAUCUAUAAUCUGGUCAAUAAAGGUUUUA
Messenger RNA from Carassius auratus (goldfish), 2214 nucleotides. RefSeq names its product Fas ligand (TNF superfamily, member 6) (gene faslg). Gene Ontology annotation, biological process: immune response; extrinsic apoptotic signaling pathway via death domain receptors; positive regulation of canonical NF-kappaB signal transduction. Gene Ontology annotation, cellular component: membrane. The coding region runs from base 1083 to 1889 and encodes 268 amino acids. The transcript has 4 exons. The record is from RefSeq and is a predicted model, not a curated record. NCBI's taxonomy places the organism in Eukaryota, Metazoa, Chordata, Actinopteri, Cypriniformes, Cyprinidae. Gene Ontology annotation, molecular function: tumor necrosis factor receptor binding.